Messenger RNA from Verticillium alfalfae VaMs.102, 558 nucleotides. RefSeq names its product integral membrane protein. Lineage: Eukaryota; Fungi; Ascomycota; Sordariomycetes; Glomerellales; Plectosphaerellaceae. Bases 1 to 558 code for a protein of 185 amino acids. The record is from RefSeq and is a predicted model, not a curated record. The transcript is spliced from 4 exons.
AUGGCCACCGCCAACGGCUCCGGGGAGACCAAUGCCAAUCAGGUCGUCGUUCCCUGCAUUGUCUUCUUCGCUCUGACCCCCAUCUUCAUCAUCAUUCGACUAUGGAGCCGCAUAGCGACGCGAUCCACCAUCGGCGCCGAUGACUGGACAAUCAUGGUGUCUUUUGUGUGUGUGCUGGUUGUCCAGAUCCUCAUGAUGUUUUCGGUAUCCUACGGUUUUGGCCAACACGUCUAUGAGCUGGAAACCAAAGACCGAUUAAUGGCGCUCAAGCUCUUCUACGUGGCGCAAAUCUUCUACAAGCUCACCAUCAACUUGACCAAGGCGUCGAUCCUCGCCCUCUACCUGCGCAUCUUCGUCCAGCGCUGGUUCCGCAUCUGCUGCUACGUCCUCGUCAGCAUCAUCCUCGCCUACAUGGUCGCCACGACGGCCUCGUCCAUCUUCCAGUGCAGCCCCAUCAGCGGCGCCUGGGACAAGUCGUCGAAGCCGACGUGCAUCGACCUGACCAAGAACUGCCCAUCUGGGCGAGCAAGCUUCCCGUCAACCAGAAGAGGGCGCUGA